CAUGGCCCAUUUCCUUGUCCCUGCGAAUAAAUACCCUCUAUUUCCGUCUCUUCCUCCGUAACUAUAAACCUCAAAACGGUCGUAUCUUUGUAAGCCCCUCUCGGUUGCUUUCGAGAUGAGGAGGUUCUGUAAACAUUUAUCUGCGAUCGGAUUCAGAAACUCUUCAAACUCUUUCUCAAUCCGCAGCUUUAGUGUUAAUCCCUUAGUUGAACCGGGAUGUCAUUUAGCUGAUUUUAUUGUCUCUACGUCAUUUCUACAAACACCUUGUUCGGAGUCUGUCAAACUGUCGUUUCCCUUGAAUCCUCUUGUGGGGUUCGCGGUGUUCGCGCGGCGGUUUUGUUCAGAGGCUGUCCCUAUUGUUCCAAGUUUUGAUCUUAGGGUCGACGAUGUUGAGAAAGAGGAUAAAUGUUUGGAAAGUGAUGUCGAUAGGUUGUACAAUGCUGUCAUCGAUAACUCUAGUGCGUAUAAGAAUAUGGAGAAGGCUCUUGACCAAGUUGAUGUAGAGUUGACGAAUGAAUUAGUGGUUGAGGUUCUUCGUAGGCUUCGGUUCGAGGAGAAAAUAGCGUUUAGAUUUUUUACGUGGGCGGGGCAUCGAGAAAACUAUGCCCACGAGUCUCGGGCGUAUAAUGAUAUGAUUGACAUACUGUCUAAUACAAAAUACAAGGUGAAGCAGUUUCGAAUUGUUUGCGAUUUACUGGAUUACAUGAAGAGGCGCGACAAGAACACGGUUCCCGUUGAAGUUCUGUUGAAAAUUUUGAGAGAUUACACUGAAAAACAUCUGACCUAUUUGCAUAAAUUUGCCAAGAAGAAGAGGAUAAGGGUGAAGACGCAGCCGGAGAUCAAUGCUUUUAACUUGCUGUUGGAUGCUUUGUGCAAGUGCAGUUUGGUCGAGGAUGCUGAAGCCAUGUUUAAGAAGGUGAAGAACAAGGUUAAGCCUGAUGCUAACACUUAUAACAUCUUGUUUUUUGGGUGGUGUAGAGUUAGAAACCCAACUAGAGGAAUGAGAGUACUGGAAGAAAUGAUUGAAUUGGGUCAUACUCCUGAUAAUUUUACGUACAAUACUGCCAUUGAUACCUUUUGCAAAGCAGGGAUGGUGACUGAAGCAGCUGAACUCUUUGAUUUCAUGAGAACGAAAGGUUCCACGCUGUCUUCGCCUACUGCUAAAACUUAUGCAAUCAUGAUUGUGGCUUUUGUCCAGAAUGAUAGAAUGGAGGAGUGCUUUAAACUUCUAGGGCAUAUGAUAAACAGUGGUUGCCUUCCUGAUGUUACUACAUACAAGGAACUGAUUGAGGGGAUGUGUUUGGCUGGAAAGAUUGAGGAAGCGUACAAGUUCUUAGAAGAGAUGGGAAAUAAAGGUUACCCUCCAGAUAUCGUUACUUACAACUGUUUUCUCAAAGUCCUUUGUGACAAUAAAAAGAGUGAUGAAGCACUCAGGCUUUAUGGAAGAAUGCUUGACAUGGAUUGUGUGCCUAGUGUGCAGACCUAUAAUAUGCUGAUUUCAAUGUUUUUUGAGAUGGCAGAUACUGAUGGGGCGUUUGAGACUUGGCAUGAGAUGGAUAAGAGAGGCUGUGCACAAGAUAUGGAUACUUAUAGCUUGAUGAUUGAUGGGCUUUUCCGUUGUAACAAGGUUGAAGAUGCAUGUUCCCUUUUGGAAGACGUGGUAAACAAGGGAAUGAAAUUGCCAUAUCGGAUGUUUGAUUCAUUUUUGAUGCAACUUUCUGUGAUUGGUGAUCUCCGUGCCAUCCACCGGCUCUCGGAGCAUAUGAGAAAGUUCUACAAUUCUGCCAUGGGAAGACGUAUUGCACUCAACCAGAAGCGAAAGAGCAUGAGUUUGAGAGGGAAGUAAUGAGAUUUCUAGAUUAGCUAUCUAACUAUCUUUUCAGUGUCUUUGUGGAGAUCAUCUACUGAGAUGUUUUUCUAACUGCUGGUGCUGCCUCAUCAUGCCAAAUGGUUGUAUAGCUGAAAGUACUCUUCUAGUUUACUACUAGUACUACUGAGGUAUCUAAUCCCAUAGUUUGUUCCUCUAACUUUCGUCUCAGUGCGGUGUCAGCCCAGCAGAGUAGCGCUUUUGCUGUUGGGGUGAUUUCAGAUUCUCUACAUUUCACUGCUCCACAGGAUGAGAUUGAGCUGCCAUCCGGUGGAGCAGCUACCUUCCUUGGAAAAUGCAAAAAGUGCAGCUGCCUUCUUUCCCAGAUUCUAUUUCUUGACAGUAAAGUGUGAGUUGACCUACAACUCAAUAUCUCUCUAAUUCAUCUGAAAAUCUCCCAUUUGUGCAAGACUGGAGGCUACGUGUCAGCAAGGAGGGAUCAUGAGCCAAUACUGUGUUUCUACUUUUUAGCAUUGAGGCACGUCUUCCAUGGAUCGACUUUGUGUUUCUAUGUCAGGCACGUCUGCAGUGAAGGUUAUCGCUCUUGGUGACGAACCCAGUCCUGACGAAGAAACCGAAUUCAAAAGCUUGUAGUUUCUACUGAAACUUCAUAAAUAAUUUUCUUGGAGACUGCAUUGAUGCAGCAGGAUGUCAAUAAUUUCAACUAUAGAUCAUUUUAGGAGACAGGAGUGAGCAGAAGGCAUUCAAACACACGAGAAUAACUUGUUUUAAUCCUGGUUCCUUCUGAAAUGACCACACAUUUGUGGCAUAUUGUUCAUGCACUCAGGAAGUUGAAUUGUCAGCCUUCAAAGAAUAUGAGAAAUAUAUGUUACACUAAACUUCAGCAGGCCAAUCUGAAAUAAUGCGAGGCUGGAUUUAAGCUGGGAACACCACUUUGUUCUAUGUGAUGCUAGGUAGAAUAGGCUCAUUGCUAUUGAACUGGUCUAAUAUUUAAUUAGAAACUUGCCUAUCAAAUGACUAGAAAUUUGUGAUGUACAGAAAAGAAGGCAAUUGAUUAUUACUUCUGGUGUAUAGAAUGCUGUUGGUAUGUGAA
This is a messenger RNA of Juglans microcarpa x Juglans regia, 2921 nucleotides long. RefSeq names its product pentatricopeptide repeat-containing protein At1g73400, mitochondrial-like. The record is from RefSeq and is a predicted model, not a curated record. The transcript has 3 exons. Gene Ontology annotation, molecular function: protein binding. Bases 116 to 1846 code for a protein of 576 amino acids. Lineage: Eukaryota; Viridiplantae; Streptophyta; Magnoliopsida; Fagales; Juglandaceae.